Prorocentrum cordatum is the source of this 2736-nucleotide messenger RNA. NCBI's taxonomy places the organism in Eukaryota, Dinophyceae, Prorocentrales, Prorocentraceae. The record is from the annotation of a GenBank genome assembly.
AUGCGCUCGCUGGUGCGCGCGGAGCCCUCGGCCGCCAACGCGGGCACGCCGUACGACAGGCGCACGCCGCUGCACCUGGCCGCCGCGAAGGGGAACACGGAGAUGGUGCGUUUCCUGAUGGAGGAGUGCGGCGCCAACCUGCAGCGCGACCGCUUCGGGCUGCUGCCCAUCCACGACGCCGUCGAGAACGGCCACAACGAGGUCCGGCGCUUCCUGCAGGGCCGGAGCCUCGGCGAGGAGGCGUUCUCGUCGGACGCGUGCGCGCGGCGGAGGCUCCCGUCGGGGUCGUACAUGAACGCUGAUGGCUGUGCCGUGCUCUCGCCUUCCCAGGAGAACAUGAGCACGGUCUUCGAGCUGAUCGUCAAGGAGGGCAUCUUCAGCUACAACACCGUGCACGCGGAGGUCCAGCACUUCUUCAAGGGCCUCGGGCUGCACCCCAUCUACUUCGAGCACUUCACGCCCCUGCAGGUCGCCAAGCACAUCCACUGCCUCAUCUCGGGUCAACUCGACACGAACUUGCCGCAUGCAGUUUGUUCGUCCUCUGUCGUCGCCGCGAAGCGCGUGGCGCGCGCGACGGACAACGUCGGCAUGAUGCGCUUCGCGUUCGAGGCGGACCGCGGCGGCUUCUUCCUGGCGGCCAUUGACUCCCCGGAGCCCACCGAGGCCCAGAAGCGGACGGAGGAGAAGGUGGCGGCGUACCUGGAGAAAGCUGAGCCAGGCAAGGACAACGUCUCCCUCACCUUCAUGGCCUCCGUCGGACCAGCCUUCCAGCAGGGCAAGGAGCGGCUGGGCAUCUGGUCGGCGGACCGCAACUACUUCGACGCCACCAGCAGCAUCUCCGAGGACGAGACGUCCCUCGAGGUCCUGGCCUCGACCCGCUUCCUGAGGCGGAAGACGAAGAUAGCCAAGGCGCAGUACCAGCUCCUCAUGGACGACGUCGUGGCGUCGCGCCGCAGCAUGGUGCGAGUGGUGGAGGGCAGCGUCUACCCGGGCCCCUACCCGGGGGGGUUCGUGCUGCUCUUCGGCACCGCCGAGACGGUCGGCCGCCAUUAUGGGUCGGCGGAUUUCCUAAUGAUGUGCCACGCCAUGCGUUUCGUCGGGCUCACGCCCCGGAGGUUCUACUGUGAAACGUUUGCCAACGGCGUCAUCACUUACAGCCUGUUCUUCCCCUCGGCAAAAGGAAGCGAUAUGCAGAAGCUCGAGACGAUCAUGUAUUCGACGUUGUUGAAGUCGUUCCCUGGCAAGUCGCUCGUCAUCUUCAACAGCGUGAUGCAGUCAAAGGUAUCGCACGAGGUGGGCCUCUACCUGCUCGCGGCCGUGAAGUUUGUGUACCAAUUCUUCCCUAAGGAGCGAUACGCACGGCAGUACACCGAUUUGCACAAGCUCCUGGAGAGAGACCAGGCGAGCCAGCGCAAGCUCGAGGACUUGUACAGGCUCUGCAUGAAGGAACUGAUGGCCCCAGAGCGCAUCUACGACCUGGUGCAGCGCAACUUUGGCCUCGCGGGUCGCUUCUUCGAGGACUUCCAGGCCAUCGCUCUAGGACGCAAGGAGCCGCACUUCAACGAGGAGCUCGCAGCGGAGAUCGACACAUCCGUCACCGAGCCCCAGGACCGGCAGAUCUUGCGGAUGUUCCUGACUUUCAACGAGGGUAUGCGGCUCACCAAUUUCUUCACGGCCGAGAAGUCGGGGGCCAUGUCGUUCCGGCUCGAUCCGCGGGUCGUGCUGAAGGAUCGCCUCGCCACAAUGUAUCCAGAGAUGCCUUACGGGAUCUACAUGGUGGUUGGGCGGGAUUUCUACGGUUUCCAUGUGCGCUUCCGCGACGUGGCGCGAGGGGGCAUCAGGUUGGUUUGCUCGAGAACCGUGCGGGAUUACGAGCGAAACAGCGCCACGCUUUUCGACGAGUGUUACAAUUUGGCGUUGAAGCAACAGUUCAAGAACAAAGACGUCCCCGAAGGCGGAGCCGUCGGCGUGAUCUUGCCAGAUUCUUCUUGGCCCGCGCAGGGGGGCAACGUGCUGCAAGGAUUCACUUCGCAGAGCCCCGUGGCGAUGCGGUCCUGCUUCGUGCGGUUCGCCGGGUGGCGGACUGGACUGCAUGCAGCCAGAGAAGACUGGCAUCUUCAGCCACCUGAAGAGCGGCGGCGAGCUGCUCUACUUCGGGCCCGACGAGCACACCAGUGCCUUCAUGGACCUUGGCACCACCCUCGCGCGGAAGAGGGAGCACCCGUUCUGGAAGGCGCUUUUCUCCAACAAGAGCGUCAAGAACGCAGGAGUGCCGCAGGAGAAGUACGCCAUGACCACCGCCAGCAUCCACACGUACGUCGCCGAGCUGCUCAAGGAGCUGGGCGAGGACGAGGAGAGCAUCACCAAGGUGCAGACUGGCGGCCCCACCGGCGUCCUGGGCUCCAACGAGAUCCUCUCCUCGAAGGACCGGACCAUCGCCAUCGUGGACGGCUCCGGCGUGCUGUACGACCCGGCGGGCCUCAACCGCGAGGAAUUGCGGCGCCUGGCUGUGGGCAAGGUGUCCAUCCGCGAGUUCUCGCAGCGCCUCCUGGGCAAGGGCGGCUUCCUCGUGACGAUCGACCAGAUCGAAGAAGAAACAAUUACCAAUGUCAGACUCCCCGACGGGUCGCAAUGGCGGACCGGCGCGGAGUUCCGCGAUUCGUUCCAUUUCACCGACUUUGCCCAGGCGGACCUUUUCAUGCCUUGCGGCGGCCGCCCCAACUCGGUGUCCUCUGA